AUGGGCGACAUCGGCGGCGCCAGCGCGCGACUGGUGGAGGCGGGCAGGCCGCUGCCCGACGAAGCUGUGGCGGACUUCUUGUCCCGCUUUCCGCUGGGCGUCUGCAUCAGUGCGAUUGGUUCUGGUGAUCUUGCGGGCGAUGACCUGGAAAUCCUCUGCAAGGCUCUUGAGAUGGUUUUCGAAACGGGUCACGGCAUGUCACUGUUGUCUGCAACUCCUGGAUACGUGGCAAAGGCUCUGACAGCAAGUCACAGUGCAAUCCGCCGGCUGGGAGCAAGGCAGAUUGUUAGGAUAAUGGGCGUGGACCUGGAUGCUCAGACAGCCCAACGACUGGCAGAAGCAUUGCUUGUUGCGAUUCAGGAUGAUGACAUGGAGGUUGCAUCUGCCUCAGCCCUUGGGUUCAGAGAGCUGUUUUCAAAGUGGCAAAGCGCUCUGUUUCAGAGUGGAUCAACUUCCAGUCAGUUGAGGGAAAUUGUCUCUUCACACAGCGAUGUUGUUCGAAUCAGGGCAUUGGAACUAGUGCUGAUGAUCGCAGGCCAGUCUCAAGAGGGGCAGCAAGUGGUGGACUCUGCUGGUUUCCUUGAUCCACUGCUGGCAGAGCUUGACCACUACGAUGAUCCACUUUCCUGCCUGGCUGCCUGGAGUUUGUUUCAGGAAUUGGCAGGCAACAGGCAGGGCGCUGUGGUGAGCCCUGCGUUCUGGAGCAGUGUGUUGCAGGCAAUAGGUCCUCGUUUUGUGCGACUGCUGCAUGACAGCAGGGACACUGUACUCAUAACUGGGGCAAUCCGCGUGGCAGGGCAUGUCCUGGGACUGGCUGCAGAGGCAGGGGAAGCAUUGUGCUCUGCAUUUUUGCAAGAGGCAAUGACCAUCUUGGAGAGGGACGACUCAGAUGUGGAGUUGGCAUCCACAGUGUUUGAUGCUAUUGGACAGCUGGGAGUGCGGCGGCCUGGCGCUGAGAUUGUUGUGGCAAAUGCAUGUGGUGUGCUGGCCCUUGUGUUGGACACCGCUCUGUCACCAAGGACCCCAAAGCAAGUCAGGAUCUCUGCCCUGCAUGCCCUGGCUACCAUCGUGGGAGCAGAGCGCAUAAAAGCUGGAGAUCAGCAAGAGACCGCCCUCCUAUCUGCUGAGUGUGAACAGCAGCUGGAGGUGAGCAUCCAUGGUGCUGCUGCAGCUAUCGGCAGGGUCGCUUCUCCAGGUGAAGUUUUCUGGGAUCUCCUGCAGCCGCCAAUUGUGGAGGUUCGGCUUCCCUUGUACCGUUUAUUGUCAUCCCUUGCGAUACGGGAAUGGUGCGCCAGCUUCAUCUGCAUCCAUCAACCACUAUUGAACCACAUAACGACGCCAGGCAGCGAAGUGGAGAGGGAGGCCUGUGAAUGGAGGCACACAUGUGUCACCGCAUUGGUGGCGACAGCACGAAGAGCGUGCGCUGAGACGAUGGCAACUGAGAAUGUCAACGCCGUCCAACAGCCGUCGCUGGUGGCAGCACUACCUCUACUGGAGGCUGCGUUGGUGGCAGGGGUGUUUGGAAGUGUGGCAGCAGAGCGCGGAAUGCACGAAACACACUUAAUCGCAACAAGAUCACGAUGA
Messenger RNA from Ostreobium quekettii, 1584 nucleotides. NCBI's taxonomy places the organism in Eukaryota, Viridiplantae, Chlorophyta, Ulvophyceae, Bryopsidales, Ostreobiaceae. The record is from the annotation of a GenBank genome assembly.